Molecule: messenger RNA, 2246 nt
Organism: Oncorhynchus nerka (sockeye salmon)
Lineage: Eukaryota; Metazoa; Chordata; Actinopteri; Salmoniformes; Salmonidae
Product: b(0,+)-type amino acid transporter 1-like
Biological process (GO): amino acid transmembrane transport
Cellular component (GO): membrane
Molecular function (GO): L-amino acid transmembrane transporter activity
Source: RefSeq, a predicted model, not a curated record
AUGGAUCCUGGUCAAAGAAACACUGAGAAUCUGUCCAACCCAUUUGAAGGAGCCUCAACCUCCUUUGGAUCCAUUGGACUGGCGUUUUACAACGGGCUCUGGGCCUACGAUGGGUGGAAUCAGCUGAACUUUAUAACAGAGGAGCUGGAAAACCCAUAUAGAAACCUUCCCCUGGCCAUUAUCAUUGGUAUUCCCUUGGUGUCUGUGUGCUAUGUGCUGGUCAACAUUGCCUACUUCAGCGCCAUGACCGCUACGGAACUACUACAGUCUCCCGCUGUUGCUGUGACUUUUGGUGACAGAGUGCUGUACCCCCUGUCGUGGGUAGUCCCUGUGUUUGUCGUCUUCUCCACCUUCGGAGCGGCCAAUGGGAGCUGCUUCACAGCCGGCAGGUUGACCUAUGUGGCAGGAAGAGAGGGUCACAUGGUAAAGAUCUUGUCCUAUAUCAGUCUGAAGCGUUACACUCCUUCCCCUGCCCUCAUCUUCAAUGGUAUUCUGGCCGUAUUCUACAUUAUCCCAGCAGACAUCAACACCCUGAUCAACUACUUCAGUUUCGCCCAGUGGGCUUUCUACGGCCUCACAGCUCUCGCUCUCAUCGUCAUGCGCUUCACCAGGAAGGAACUCAAGAGGCCCGUCAAGUGUCCCAUUCCCAUAGCAGUGCUGGUGGUGAUAGUGUCCUGCUACCUGGUCCUAGCACCGAUCAUAGACAAGCCAGAGCUGGAGUAUCUGUACUGUACCAUCUUCAUCCUCAGCGGUCUGCUGCUCUACUUCCCCUUCGUUCACCGCAGGUUCAGCUGGACACGCAGGGUCAUGAGGCCAAUCACCAUGCACCUCCAGCUGCUGAUGGAGGUCGUUCCUCCUGAGAAAAACGAAUAGAGGAAGAUAAUAAACAGCCUAAACUGACUGAUGUGGACAAAUGUAUUUGUGCAUCCCAAAUGUUACCCUUUUCCCUAUGUGGUGCACUACCCCAUAGGCCCUAGUCAAAGGUAGUGCACUACUUAGGGAAUAGGGUGCCAAUUGAGACACAAAUUUAGAAAUGAAGGUUCUGUACUGUCUCAUAAUGAAGGUUCUGUCCUGUCUCAUAAUGAACCUUCUGUACUGUCUCAUAAUGAACCUUCUGUACUGUCUCAUAAUGAAGGUUCUGUACUGUCUCAUAAUGAAGGUUCUGUACUGUGUCAUAAUGAAUGUUCUGUACUGUCUCAUAAUGAACCUUCUGUACUGUCUCAUAAUGAAUGUUCUGUCCUGUCUCAUAAUGAAUGUUCUGUACUGUCUCAUAAUGAAUGUUCUGUACUGUCUCAUAAUGAAUGUUCUGUCCUGUCUCAUAAUGAAUGUUCUGUACUGUGUCAUAAUGAAUGUUCUGUACUGUCUCAUAAUGAAUGUUCUGUCCUGUCUCAUAAUGAAUGUUCUGUACUGUGUCAUAAUGAAUGUUCUGUACUGUGUCAUAAUGAACUAAUUGACUAGAUAUAGGAGGUCAAUGGCUGCAUCUCAACUCACACACUAUGGUCCCAUUGGUCUGUGUCUCAAAUCACACCCUAUGCCCUAGGGAACGGGGCACCAUCUCAAAUCACACCCUAUGCCCUAGGGAACGGGGCGCCAUUGGAUGCUUCUCAAAUCACACCCUAUACCCUAGGGAACGGGGCGCCAUCUCAAAUCACACCCUAUGCCCUAGGGAACGGGGCGCCAUCUCAAAUCACACCCUAUACCCUAGGGAACGGGGCGCCAUUGGGCUGUGUCUCAAAUCACACCCUAUGCCCUAGGGAACGGGGCGCCAUCUCAAAUCACACCCUAUGCCCUAGGGAACGGGACGCCAUCUCAAAUCACACCCUAUGCCCUAGGGAACGGGGCGCCAUUGGAGACGCUGGCAUUAUGCUGUUCUUGUACAUGACUAGAGAGAGAGAACAUAAGAGACCAAAAUUAUGUCAUAUUUUUUUGCUUUUUAUUUGUCCUCGACAUGGUUAAAAUGUUUGCGCUGUUCAAGCACUUGUAUAUAAUCUAUGUCUAAGGUUUCAAUUGUAUUUGACAAGUUAAAAGACAUAUUUGUCCCUUGUUGUCUUCUAUCUCGUCCACCAGCUGAACCUGGGGACACGGUUCAUCUUAUACUGCCUACUGUGUGAUGUAUUCCUGUCACUCUAAACUGAAUGUAGAUUUUAUACUACUGAAUUCAACAGUUUCAAAACCUCUUCUCCUCUCUGAGUUGAAAAGUAGAUAGGAAGUUGUUGUGUUUGUGAAUAAAACAGUUUACCCUUCAA